Molecule: messenger RNA, 624 nt
Organism: Lottia gigantea (owl limpet)
Lineage: Eukaryota; Metazoa; Mollusca; Gastropoda; Lottiidae
Exons: 4
Cellular component (GO): lysosome
Molecular function (GO): cysteine-type endopeptidase activity
Source: RefSeq, a predicted model, not a curated record
CCAAGAAGUUUUGACUGGAGGAAGAGAGGUGUAAUUGGACCUGUUCAUGAUCAAGGAAUGGUUGGAGAUGUCCAGUCUAUUGUAGCAGCUGAAAUGAUUGCCAGUCACCAUGCAAUCGACACCGGACGACUGUUUGAACUUAGUGCCGAGGAAAUUGCCGAAUGUGGAUGUGGUCAAGAACAAUUAGAGCCCAAUAUCUUCAAAUGUAUUCAUGAUAAAAUACCCGAGGGUUUAUGCACCAACUCGAGUUAUAACGCAGGUGGUGGGACGUGUAACAAGGCAAGCUGUAGUCCAAAAGCUCAGAUCAACGGGAGUAGAUUUAUACCACAAGGUAACGAGGAGGAGAUGGCCUCGGUCAUUAUUCGAACACCACUAAUGGUUUAUAUUGAUGCAUCCCAAUCAUCGUUUGAGCUGUACCAAUCUGGUAUAUAUAGUGAUGCUGGAUGCAGUCAGAUUCAGUUAAACCAUCUCUUACAGAUAGUUGGCUACGGUGAACAGAAUGGAGUAAAAUACUGGAUCUGUAGAAACAGUUGGGGAACUGAUUGGGGGAUCAAUGGUUAUAUUUGGAUCAAGAGAGAUGAGAAUGUAUGUGGUAUUGCAACAAAUGCGAUGUAUCCAUAUUGA